CCACGCCGCUCCCCAGACCGCCGCCGCGCCGUUCACCGUGGGAGCGGAGCGGAGCGGCCCCGUGCAUGGAGGACAGGUCAAAGUCUCUCUCCAGGGUCCGAGUUCCGGUCCAUUUAUCGGGUUCCUGCUGGAGGCCAGAGAGCCGGGAGGCCGGUCUGCUGUGGGCUCGUUUCUACUGGGUUCUGGUCCGGCCGGCUCCUCGCUUGCUUCCAGAAACCCAACUCUGCCGUCUCCCACUCCUCUGGUUCUCCAAAGAGCAACAUCCAGGUGACCUGGCAGCCGGACCGAGACAGAACCGUUGGAGCGGUCCAGUUCCAAGCCUCCUUUGUUCAAAGCUACAGAACUUUCUGGGUCGGAGUGAAAAGUCCGGUUCUGAGUCUGAAUGGAAGCCGGGCGCGGAUACCGGCACCCCGCCUCCCGGCACCCCGCCUCCCGGCACCCCGCCUCCCGGCACCCCGCCUCCCGGGUUUGCUUCCAUCUCUAAUGUCGGCUGCGGUUCCACCAAGCUGUGCUUCAGCCAGCCCCCAAAAUGUAAUCCGGCCAUCAGCUCCAAAUGCUUCUUCAUGUCAGCCAGGCUUCUGACUCCGCCCAAAUCCGGGGUCCGGUACGAGCUGUGCGGACCUGCUGAAGGAUACAUAGCUUUUGGGUGGUCAGAUGAUCGGAAGAUGGGUAACGAUGACAUCUACCUCUGUGCCCUGAGCAGCGCUGGAAUUGCUGAUGUGCAGCGGGCCUUCUCUGUUGGACGGAAAGCUCCGGUGAUUCAAUCUAAGGGACAUGUCUCAGAUAUACAGAUCUCCAACCAGAACAAGGUCCUGGCCUGCACAUUCACCUCCAAGAACGCCAUCUUCACUUCCAGGAGCUCCAACUUCAGCUCUGACAAAUUCUUCCACCUCCUGCUGGCCUAUGGACCCAGCACCAAUGGGGUCAUCAUGGAGCACAAGAAAGCUUACAGCAGCAGCCACAAGGUGGCGCUGACAUCUCCUAAUGUGAUGCAAAGUGAUGGAAAGGAGCAGAUGAUCAGAGCCCACGGUUGCCUGAUGCUGCUCGCCUGGAUGACCUUUGGUCCGCUGGGGAUGAUUGUGGCUCGGUACCAGAGAAGACCAAGCCAGGUCCAGAUGUUUGGCAAAGAUCUGUGGUUUGUGGUCCAUGUCUCCGUGAUGAGCUUCACCGUGGCAACCACCAUCAUCGCCUUCAUCCUCGCCUUCUCAUACCUUGGCGGCUGGGAAUACGGAGUUCAUUCAGUGCUGGGCUGCCUGGUUCUGACUCUGGUGCUGAUCCAGCCCAUCCUGGCCUUGACGCGCUGUGCGCCGCAGCAUCCAAGGCGGUUCCUGUUCAACUGGGCUCAUUUCGUCAUCGCCGUGCUUCUGAAGGUCUUAGCAGUGGCAGCCAUAUUUACAGGCAUGAUGAUGAUGGACAGCAGCAGCGAUGGCUGGAUGAUGAAGGUUUUGGGCGGCUUCACCGGCUGGGAGGUGAUGAUGCUCAUCCUGAUGGAGCUGCAAGCCAGAUGGCGGAGCGCCGCAGAUAGCAGCGAUCCUGUGGAGCCUGACACGGUGGGACGGGACGUCCUGCUGGUGGCGCUCUUCCUCACCGGAACCUGUCCUUCCUCAUCGCCCUGCUGGCUGGAAUAGGACAGGCGGCGUCUCCCUAGGCUCUGCUCAGCUCUCACUCUGAGUUCGUUCUGUUCCUCACAUGUUCAGCCGUGAUGCAGAGAUGAGUCCGUUAUGAUGCAGCUGAGGAUGAGUUACAUGUUUGUUCUACAGUGGAGAAACUUCAGCGCAUUUGUAGCUGAUCCCCAGUACUUGAAUUAAAAACAGCCGGUCUCGA
Messenger RNA from Poeciliopsis prolifica (blackstripe livebearer), 1824 nucleotides. Its product is annotated as putative ferric-chelate reductase 1. The record is from RefSeq and is a predicted model, not a curated record. Lineage: Eukaryota; Metazoa; Chordata; Actinopteri; Cyprinodontiformes; Poeciliidae. Bases 66 to 1628 code for a protein of 520 amino acids. The transcript has 15 exons. Gene Ontology annotation, molecular function: oxidoreductase activity, acting on metal ions.